CCUGUGCGUAUCCACCUAUUUGGAUUUUCUUUCCCUUCGCUUUACUCAUCCUUCUAUUUUCGGUUUAUUCAUUUUCUGGUGGGAAAAAUAUACCUACAUAUACGUAUAUAUACACAUACUAUAUAUAUGUAAUCUGUGUCUGUGAGCAUGCAUAUUCUUCUUCUUCUUCUUCUAGAAAAUAGAAUGUGGGUCUGUAUCUGUAUCCUCGUAUAUAACUAAACAAUAAAUUCAUCUCGGAUUAUAGAUUGAAAAGCACUGUUUUUUGCACAGGGAAGUGUGAUUUUUAGGUUCUCUUGGCUUAUGGAGGAUGUCGGGCAUGACUCCUCGCAUGCAAGCUGAUCGAUUCCUGGAUUUUCUCUCUCUGGGUUUUAUAACUUCUGAUUCAGUAAGCUGAAUCCAUUCUUGAGUUACAAUUAAUAAAGGGUUUUAGAUCGAUUUGUGGGGGCACUGAUUUUUGGUGGUUGUAGAGGGCUGGUGAAUGGGAACCCAGACAAUGGGAUCUCAAGGUGGUGGCAGUGACGGUGGUGCUACUGCGGCUAGUGGAGGUGCUAGUAGUGGUCGAAUCCAUGGGCAGAAAUCUCAUGCAUUGGCGCGGCAAGGAUCGUUUUACAGUCUUACGCUAGAUGAGGUUCAACACCAAUUAGGAGAUUUAGGGAAACCACUUAGCAGCAUGAAUCUCGAUGAGCUUCUCAAGAAUGUGUGGACUGCGGAAGCGAAUCAAGAGGUUGAUUAUGGGGCUGCGGCGGCUCCACAGCAGAGCCAGUUGGCAGCAUCAACCUCCUCUUUGCACCGGCAAUCGAGCCUCUCUCUGUCUAGGGAUCUGAGCAAGAAGACUGUUGAUGAGGUGUGGCAGGAUAUUCAACAGGGUCAACAGCAGAGUAAUAGGAAUAUUCACGGUCGGAAAGCCGCCCAUGAUAGACAACCUACUCUUGGGGAGAUGACAUUGGAGGACUUCUUGGUUAAGGCAGGGGUGGUUGCUGAAUCAUCCCCUGGCAAGAAAAAUCCGGGCCCUGUUUUAGGCGAUGAUCCGAUUGCAUUGCCCGUACAAGGUAUUCCACAACCGGCUCAAUGGAUGCACUACCAGCUCCCCUCACAACAGCAACAACAAAAUCAGCAGCAGCAGCAACAACAACAGCAGCAGAACAUGCUUGCUGUUUUCAUGCCGGGGCGCCCAGUUCAACAGGCUCUGCCUAUGGUUCCAAACUCUAUUAUGGAUGUGGCUUACCCUGAAAACCAAAUGAACAUGUCUCCAUCUGCUUUGAUGGGCACGCUCUCGGACACACCGACACCCGGGCGGAAAAGGGUUGCCCCCGGAGAUGUGGUUGAGAAAACAGUUGAGAGGAGGCAGAAGAGAAUGAUUAAGAAUAGAGAAUCCGCAGCCCGGUCAAGAGCUAGGAAACAGGCUUAUACCCAUGAGCUAGAGAACAAGGUUUCCCGUCUAGAAGAAGAGAAUGAAAGGCUUAAGAGACAGAAGGAAGUGGAGAAGGUUUUGCCAUGUGUACUACCUCCCGAGCCCAAGUAUCAGCUCCGCCGAACAAGCUCAGCUCCUCUCUAACGUCUUGUUGCAGCGGCGAACGAGUGAUAUGUAGUGCAUUGUUGUUAUGCCAGUCCAGUUUUCAUUAGCUAACUUCAGUUCUCAAAAUCUUGCCCUAAGUACUGAGCUUGAGCUGUCUUUGCUUAGGUGACUGCCUUGUGAAACUUUUUUCUUCUGUAGCUGUCUCUCCUCUUCGCUAGGCUGUCUUUCCCAGUGUGUCUUUUCCUUUUCUGUACAUUUUAUUUAUAGUUUCACCUCGGAAAUUAUGUCGGCGCCAUAGUUUUCCUGUAAUUUGUAAGUCAUCCCUUCGUUGUCCUGACAUAAAUUUUCGCCGGUCUUCAAUCUCAAGUUUUUCUUUCGUUGGAAGCUAUCGUUAGUGCUCGCCACUUGACCUGCCACAUACAGUAUAUGUUAUCAACCGUUGCAUUUUGUUUAGGAAUAUGUCACCCCACUAACUCCGCUGAUGUAUUUAAUAUUGACAAAAAAUAAUUGUAAUGUCAAACAAUCCAGGGUUUUGGCA
Messenger RNA from Rhododendron vialii, 2054 nucleotides. RefSeq names its product ABSCISIC ACID-INSENSITIVE 5-like protein 2. Gene Ontology annotation, biological process: positive regulation of DNA-templated transcription. Gene Ontology annotation, cellular component: nucleus. Gene Ontology annotation, molecular function: DNA-binding transcription factor activity. The transcript is spliced from 4 exons. Bases 479 to 1555 code for a protein of 358 amino acids. Lineage: Eukaryota; Viridiplantae; Streptophyta; Magnoliopsida; Ericales; Ericaceae. The record is from RefSeq and is a predicted model, not a curated record.